Oryza sativa Japonica Group (Japanese rice) is the source of this 1202-nucleotide messenger RNA. Its product is annotated as zinc finger protein ZAT12. The record is from RefSeq and is a predicted model, not a curated record. NCBI's taxonomy places the organism in Eukaryota, Viridiplantae, Streptophyta, Magnoliopsida, Poales, Poaceae.
UCUCUCGUGGUCAAAUGGUUAGAAAAGUACACACACAUCCACAUCUAGAAGCAAGCCGGGCCGUUGUUCGUCGUGCUAGCUCGAUCCAUUUCCUACGUGUGCACCAAACCACAAGUUUCAGCUUUGCUGCCAUUUGGUCUUUCUAACUCUCUCUAUAUAUAUAGUCAUACGCGCAGCAUAUGUGCAAGUAUUGUUGCACAGUGCAGCGGAUAUACAGAUUUCGAUCGGCGACGUUAGUGAUCAGCUGGGUUAAUUAAUUACGUGGCUAAUUAAGCUAGCUAUAGCCAUGAGCAAGAGGAGCAGGAGCAUGUGGGACAUGCAGGAGUUCGUCGGCAGCGUGGACACGGCCCGCGUGCUGAUGCUCCUCGCGCAGCAGAGCCAGCACGGCCUGCUGGGCGGCGGCGGCUUCGCCGCCGGCGCGCAGCCGGUGGUGGUGCGCGGCGGCGCGCACGACCGCGUGUUCGAGUGCAAGACGUGCAACCGGCAGUUCCCGACGUUCCAGGCGCUCGGGGGCCACCGCGCCAGCCACAAGCGGCCGAGGCAGCAGCAGCAGCACGCGCUCGGCGGCGGCGCCGGCGCCGACGACGCGGGGCUAUGCCUCGGGAGGCAGCCGACGCCGCCGCGGCCGCAGCCGGCGAAGCCGAGGGUGCACGAGUGCCCCGUCUGCGGGCUCGAGUUCCCCAUCGGGCAGGCGCUCGGCGGGCACAUGCGUCGGCACCGCGCGGAGGCCGAGGCGGCGGCGACAACGACGACGACGACGACGAAGAACGGCGACGUAGGCAAGGCGGCGGCCGUGAAGGCCUGCGACGGCGGCGGUGUCUGCCUGGACUUGAACCUGACGCCGUCGGAGAACCGCGCAAAGUGCCGGAACGUGGUGGGUCUCGGCGCCGGCGGGCAGGGCGUACACAAGGCGCUCGCCAUGUUGGAUUGUUUCCUUUGAGCCGUUCAAACUGCACAUAUUAUUGCAUGAUAGCUGUUGCCGAUUAUUCCUUUGUUUCUUGAUAAAAUAUACACCGCUGAUUUUUCCUUUUGAUCUUUACCUUUCUUUAUUUACUUUUUAACAUUUCGUAGAAUUGAUGUAAUUUUGGGGGGUUUUAUAAUAUGCCAGGGUAGUUGAGAAUGAACUCAGAGAUGAACUCUUGUAUUUUUGUUGUAAAUAACAAUAAAUUCAUGAAAGUUAGUGGUAUGGUUUUUUCUUGUCA